Paramormyrops kingsleyae is the source of this 2122-nucleotide messenger RNA. Its product is annotated as transmembrane protein 74. Lineage: Eukaryota; Metazoa; Chordata; Actinopteri; Osteoglossiformes; Mormyridae. The record is from RefSeq and is a predicted model, not a curated record.
ACUCAUUCCAGCCACACUGGGAGGCAGCCCGAAAGCCUGUGUGAGAGGGACUGUUUCACAAUUAUUGCACGGAGGACAAGCCGGCGAUGCGGGUCUUUCCAAAAGCGGGAGUUGUGCUUCAUGUGUUCAUAGGUGAACUGGUGUCCUGAGGCGAAGGGGGGCUCUGGGGUAAGGGCAAGAAAGAAAAAAAAAAUCAAAUGGCAGAUCUGGAGCUUCUUUAUUUAGAAAAAACCUGCAGGCAACCCGAUCCACCGACCAGUACUGGCUGUGCUUUAAAUCAGCAGAGCAUCCCCAAGCCAAGCAGCUCAGGUGGAAAGUCAGCCUGCAGGGAGGAUGAGUGCAGUCUGGCCCGAGGGACAGCUGGCUGCCAAUGGCAAGGCGACGCUCCCCCGAAAGGCGGCGUGGCGUGGGACGGCGACGUUGUAAAGGUGUGCUGCGACGACGAGCUGGAGACGUCCUUCGCCAGUGAAGAGCAAAACGUCGACCUGCGGCGGCCCGUGGAAGGCCCCUUUGGGCCGCUCUGUCCGAACGAUGGCAGACAGGAAGUGAUGGGGGACCUCUCGUCCAUCUCUGACGACGAGCUGGCCUCACAGUCCUCUGAGAAAUCGGUGGAUUACGGCUUCAUCAGCGCAGUGACCUUCCUGGUGACCGGCAUCUCGCUGGUGGUCAUUUCCUACGCGGUGCCCCGCGACGUCCGCGUGAGCCCCGACGCGGUUUCGGCGCGCGAGAUGGAGCGGCUGGAGAAGGAGAGUGCCAGGAUAGGGGCCCACCUGGACAGGUGUGUGAUCGCGGGGCUCUGCCUACUUACGCUGGGCGGCGUUGUGCUCUCCAUGCUGCUCAUGGUCUCCAUGUGGAAGGGCGAGAUGUACAGGCGCAAGGCGUUCGCCUACUCGAAGCAGUCAGCCAAACUGUACGGUUCGAUCAAUUUCAGGACGGCAUCGAGUCCGACUCGGAUGUCCCCACACCUGUCUGAGGACGAGGAAGACGGAUACAUCCUGAACUAACACUGUGGAGCGCUGGUGCAUUUUCAUUGGUGAUUUUAAUGAUGCAAUUCCAUUGCUGGUGUCCUGGUUUCAGUAUCUGGUUGCUAGGGCAAAAAGCAUAAUAACUGCAGCAGAGCUUUUAAUACCUUUAACUGUUACUGACCUGCGUGUAGCUGUUUUAAUGAACGUUCAUGUGACACAUGACUGAAAGCUUUUAUCUGAUGACUGAAAACAAGCAGCUGAACUGCCUAUUAUUUAAGUUCUUAUCAAUAAGAAAAACUCCCCGUUAAGUUUGUUAUACUCUGGAAAUCAGUUUUUCUUGUUGUGGUUGUGCUUUCACUUGUUUCGCAUGAAGGCAAGAUAAACACGAGUGAGUGUUUCCUAUGGAGAACCCUACGGAUUGGAAAGCCUGGCAUUUAUUCAGUCCUUUUUUAAAAAAAAAAUGUAACAGCAGCCAGCUUUCGGGAAUUGACUUGGAUGUUUACAGGAAAUCAUUUUGCUACUAGGCAACGUGUUGUAAACCCCACCAUUGGGCUUGGUCAUUAUAGUGUAUUUACUUUUUGUAUUGAUGCUCUUCAGUAAAUAUAUGCUUGUUCUGGGUCACAACCUCUCUUCAUAUCUGUGGUGCUUUUAUCCAUCCAUCCAUCAAUCCAACCAUCCACCUACCUUCUGUCUGUCCCAGGAAGCACAGGUCACCUCCAAGGGCACAUUCAUGCAUAGCAGGUCAUUUAGAGACUCGUUAGGCUAAUCGUGCAUCUUUGAUCUGUGGGAAGGAACUGGAGAGUCCAGCGGAAGCCGCUGUGGCAUGGAGAACGCGUGUGAAUGCUCAAACCUGGAGGGCUACCCUCCAAGCCACUGCACCCCCUCAGUCAUCAUGAGUAUCAUUAUUAACUUUCAAUGAUUUUAAACAGGAGCCCACCCGCCCUCAGCUUGUGCUGAGAAGCUGUGGCUUUAUCCUGUGUUGCCAUACUAACGCUGCUGGGUUCUGUAUUUUCUCUUUAGAUGCAGACGUGUCAUCACCGCUUGCGUCUCCCAGCUCUGUGGUUGACACACAGAAGGGAGCCUUGUAUGCCCAGGUGCUGCAGGAGGCAGAAUGAGAGUCGGGAAUACAGGCUGCAGUUUGGGAUUGGGAGUCAGGA